GAGCUUUGUUCCGCAAAAGGUAUCGUCGUUUGCAAAACCUUUUUCCUUUCCACAAUGAAACGGGUUUUUGGAAAAAAGAAGGCCGAGGCUCCGGCGCCGUCGCUCGACGAAACAUCCUCGGGGCUCAAUAGCCGGAUUGAAUCGAUGGACCAGAAGAUUGAAGGCCUCGAAAGUGAGCUACGUGGUUUCAAGGACAAGAUUAAAAAGACGAAAAGCCCGGCCGCCAAGAAACAGCUGCAAAAACGUGCCUUGGAGAUUCUCAAACGUAAACGCAUGUACGAACAGCAACGCGAUACCGUCUCGGGUCAACAAUUCAAUAUCGAUCAAACGUCGUUUGGAUUGGAAUCUGCAAAAGCCAGCGUCAGUACUGUCGCGGCUAUGAAAGCUGCCAAUAAGGAGCUCAAAAAGACUAUACGGAAAGAUUUGGAUAUUGAUGAUGUCGAUGAUCUUGCGGACGAUAUGGCGGAGCUCAUGGAGGAUUUCAACGAAAUUAAUGAAGCAUUGGGACGCAACUUUGCGACUCCCGACGACUUGGACGAGGCCGACCUAGACGCCGAGCUCGAAAUGCUGGGAGACGAACUUGAAGAGGAGUUUGAGGCAGAGACGGCGGAUGCUGCACCUAGUUAUCUCUUGCCAUCGACUCCGCUGGACACUCCUGGCGAGAAAACCGGAAGUUCCGCUGACGACUAUGGUCUUCCUACAGCACCAAUUGGUAAUCAGUAGCUGUGUUUUGACUAUAGAAUGCUGGAAAAAGCAGUUUUUUUU
Phaeodactylum tricornutum CCAP 1055/1 is the source of this 765-nucleotide messenger RNA. RefSeq lists its product with no specific name. The transcript has 2 exons. The coding region runs from base 55 to 723 and encodes 222 amino acids. The record is from RefSeq and is a predicted model, not a curated record. NCBI's taxonomy places the organism in Eukaryota, Bacillariophyta, Bacillariophyceae, Surirellales, Neidiaceae. Gene Ontology annotation, biological process: late endosome to vacuole transport via multivesicular body sorting pathway; vesicle budding from membrane. Gene Ontology annotation, cellular component: multivesicular body.